AUGGGAAACACCACCUACAGGGCUUCUGUGGAGGCAUUCGGUGGAGAUGUCAGCCUUUGGUAUGCCAGCAACGUCUUCACUACAAGCCUGGCAUCCUUGAACUGGCUACCUGCUCCAACGGACAUUGUCGUACUUGACAAGACCAAUACAUCGUUGGAGAUUUCUUGGUCGGCGCCGAUUAUCCAUGAAGCCGGCCACAACGCCGUCAUCAACCAGCACUUGAUGAACGUUUAUGAGUUUGUGCCGUCUUCGAAGCAACUUGUGAAAAAGCUCUCGCUCAAUAUACCGGUGCCGAAAACUUCGUACUCAAUCGGACGUCUUUCGCCCGGCUCUGUCUACAAUGUCACUCUACAGGCGGGCACGAACUAUGGCUAUGGCACACUUGGAUGGGCGGUGUUCUCCACACUGAGCCAAACUGAAGAUGGCUUCAUUCUUAGACAGCGAAUGAAAACUCCUAACGCCCUUACAUUAACAUGGCCUUCACAGUGGUUGCCCACACCUACCUCCAGAUACACGAUCCGAGCCAAAACGCUCCAUUCACCGGACAAAGUCGAAAAGGAGAUCAUGAACAUGGGUGUUGGUGAAGUAGGGAAGACGCCAGAGUUCGUUCUUCGAAAUCUUCAUCCUGGCUCGACUUAUAACGUCUCCAUCACUACAGCUGCAGAAGCAAGUAAACCACGAAUGAUGAAGUGGGACGACGCCAGCCUCUACAAAACUGCGUGGAGUGUGUUCUCAACAUUGACCCAGGGCGAAUACGUCGUCUCCGAACCGCGAAUAGUUGUCGAAACCGACACUGCCGCCUCAAUCGUCUUCCAGCCUCUCAAGCACCUUGGAAAUGUUCACUAUCAGAUUCGUUACACGCCCAUCGAAGGUCCAUCGAUAGAGACGAAGGAAUACGAUGAGGACAGCCUGCUAUUCACGCUUCUUCUCGAUUCAUCAAGAAAUUCAGCUGUCGAAGUUUUGGCUGGCGAGGAUGUGAGAGCAAAAGUUGACGGCCAAUGGAAUAAAUGGACUCCGAUUGCAAGACGGCCAUGGAAUCUACUUGAAAGAGCAUGUUCGAUCAAUCCUCCACAACACUUCGUUGAUAACAUCGGAAAUCGGGAAUUCAUGCGCGAGGUGGACAUUUCCAUGCAAAGCGCUUCAUAUCACCCUUCCUUACAGUCGCCACAUCGACUAACGUCUUCUAUAGAUAUAACCAAAUUGGCUGAUAAAGCUGCAUCCGACUACGAUAACACACCUUACUACAUUACAGCCUCGCUAUCGCCUGAACAAGUGCAAGAAAAUAUCGACUUC
Molecule: messenger RNA, 1293 nt
Organism: Ostertagia ostertagi
Lineage: Eukaryota; Metazoa; Nematoda; Chromadorea; Rhabditida; Trichostrongylidae
Source: the annotation of a GenBank genome assembly